CUUACGCCUCAGCUCAGGUAUGUCCUUCUUGGUGAAGCUCUCUGGACCUCCCUAAGCUGGGUCAGUGCAUCAGCUAGGCUCCUCCAGGCUCCACAGUGCUCUAGGCUCCCCCCUGGGAGCCCCUGUCACUCUGUCGCCCUGACCUUCCCGGCUGUCACUCUGUCGAAGUGCGAGGAGUCCCCUGAGGGCAGAGCCCUGGACAGUCUUGGUCACUGCCCUGUCCCCAGCAUCACCCAAAGGACUGGGCACGAAGUGGGCGCUGAGCAAAGAUUUGGUGAGUAGCUAAGGACCCCCACUCUCUCUGUAAGGGCCCAAAUGACACCUGGUCCUGUAGUGUCCCCCUUUGUGAGCCAGACAGACGGCCCUUCCAGGCGGACUCAACCGCACUCCAGAACGCGCGACUUGGCGAAUGGAACGAGGGCUGGAUUUCGGUUUGUCCCCCUGUCCCCUCAGCCUGGCGCCUCGAUGGGGCGCACAGUCUCGGCAGCCUUGCGCAGUGACCCCGAGGAGCUGGGGAUCGACUCCUCAAUCCGCGGGCGGGAAAAGGGUUCGGAUUUUCUCCGGCCCUGGGAGCCGCGGCUCCGAGGAAAAAGCAAAAGGAGGAAGGGGAGGACGAGAGGAAUUCCCCACCGCAUCCGUGGGGUCUCCGGGGUCCGGGAGCACGGGGCUCCUCCCCCUGGGCGAUCACACCUGGCGGCGGGGCGUGCCUCAGUUUCCUCCACCCCCGCCCCUCCCCUUUCUGCUCUUCUUCCUCUUUGGGGCGCUGGUGGCCGCACCUCGAGCACUCCCGGAACUGAAGCUGGGCGCCGGGCCGUCGGGAGGCGGGGGCCACGUCAGCGGGGCGGCCCGGGGCUCGGCGGCCCGGGGGUCUGCGCCAUGCAGCGUGGCGCGCUCCUGGCCGGCGCCCUGGCGGCGUACAUCGCGUACCUGGUGCUGGGCGCGCUGCUGGUGGCGCGGCUGGAGCAGCCGCACGAAGCGCGCCUCCGAGCCGAGCUGCAGACGCUACGCCAGCAGCUGCUGCGGCGCAGCCCCUGUGUAGCCGCCCCCGCCCUGGACGCCUUCGUGGAGCGGGUGCUGGCGGCCGGACGGCUGGGGCGCUCGGUGCUCGCCAACGCCUCCGGGUCUGCCAACGCCUCGGACCCCGCCUGGGACUUCGCCUCGGCUCUCUUCUUCGCCAGCACGCUGGUCACCACCGUGGGCUACGGCUACACAACGCCACUGACCGACUCGGGCAAAGCCUUCUCCAUCGCCUUUGCGCUCCUGGGUGUGCCGGCCACCAUGCUGCUGCUGACCGCCUCGGCCCAGCGCCUGUCGCAGCUGCUGACCCACGCACCCCUGUCCUGGCUGAGCCGGCGCUGGGGCUGCCCCCCCCGGCGGGCAGCCCGCUGGCACCUGGCCAUCCUGCUGGGGGUCGUGGUGACCAUCUGCUUCCUGGUGCCAGCCAUAGUUUUUGCCCACCUCGAGGAGGCCUGGAGCUUCCUGGAUGCCUUUUACUUCUGCUUCAUCUCUCUGUCCACCAUCGGCCUGGGUGACUAUGUGCCUGGAGAGGCCCCUGGCCAGCCUUACCGGGCCCUUUACAAGGUGCUGGUCACAGCCUACCUCUUCCUGGGCCUGGUUGCCAUGGUGCUCCUGCUGCAGACUUUCCACCACGUGUCUGACCUUCAUGGCCUCACGGAGCUCAUCCUGCUGCCGAAGCCAUGCCCGGCCAGCUUCGACCAGGAUGAGGAUGCUCGGGUGGACAUUUUGGGCCGCCAGUCGGAGCCACACCAGCAGCUCACUGCCGGCUCGCACACUGACUACGCCUCCAUCCCCAGGUAGCUGGGGCAGGUGCCAAGAGGGUGCAUGGACCUGGCCUGCGGCUAUGGCACCCAUGGGACUUGAAUGGACAGACGGUCAGACUAGCCUGUCCUGGAGCAUACGUGCCCAUGUCCUGAGGCCCUGCCUCCACCGCCCAGGGCUCCUGCUGUGGCAGCGCUGCCUGGUUUUCCUCGCCCCUUCUCUCACCUCCCCGCACACCCGGUGUCCCAGCUUCCUCUCCGUCUCUGUCUUUCCCCCUCACUCUGUCUCAUGUCUUUAUUUCUCAUUCUUUGACUUCCUGUGUCUGCCGCCCUCCCUCAGCCACUCAUCAUCUGCUGAUUCCUCCGGGCUCUGGGCUCAGAUCUCAUUUCAGGCGCUUGAUGGGUCCCUCCGCAUUGGGCAAGUGACUGCCCCUCUCUAGCCUUGAUCUCCUCAUCUGUCAAGGGGAAAGGAUAUAUUCACUCAACCAAAACUCCCUCCUCUGUGCCAGCCUGUGCUGGGCCAUGCUAGGGACGCGGUAGUGCCCCUCAUGGCCUGGGCCCUGCUCUCCCUGGAAGGUGGACAGACCUGUCCCCACUCAGUGACAAUCCAUAAUAGGCAGGACUCCAGGGGGGGAGGCAGAGUGGUCAGGGCUGAUGAGGAAGGCACAAGGGAAUGUAGCCAGUCCAGCCUGGAAGGUCAGGGAGGGCUUCCUGGAGGAAGGGGCAAGUGACCUCAGGCCUGAAAUCCGAGGAGUAGUCUGGCGAAAGAGGUGUGCCGGACUCACUUUGCUCAAGGUAGGCCUGGGUGAUGGAUGCUUCCUCUGUAGCCUGGCAGGCAGGAAGCUGAGACAGGAUCCCAGCCUGGAUCCGAAUGGCACGGAAGGCGCGGCUCUUACUUAGCAAGAUACCAUUGUAGUAACUGCUGUCCCUGUUUACCGAGGACUCGUUCUCUAAUGUGCUUUGGGCUCUGGAGCCAGCCUGCCUGGGCUCGGAUCCCAACUCAGCUGUGUCCUGCCUGGGUCCUUGGGCAGUACUUUGCCUCUGUGAUUUUUAGUUUCCUCAUCUAUAAAACGGCAAUAAUAAUAGUUACUUUGAAA
Molecule: messenger RNA, 2875 nt
Organism: Phacochoerus africanus (Common warthog)
Lineage: Eukaryota; Metazoa; Chordata; Mammalia; Artiodactyla; Suidae
Gene: KCNK6
Product: potassium two pore domain channel subfamily K member 6
Exons: 3
Coding region: 316-1818 (500 amino acids)
Biological process (GO): stabilization of membrane potential; potassium ion transmembrane transport
Cellular component (GO): membrane
Molecular function (GO): potassium ion leak channel activity
Source: RefSeq, a predicted model, not a curated record